Beauveria bassiana ARSEF 2860 is the source of this 849-nucleotide messenger RNA. RefSeq names its product 20beta-hydroxysteroid dehydrogenase. The transcript is spliced from 3 exons. Gene Ontology annotation, molecular function: oxidoreductase activity, acting on NAD(P)H, oxygen as acceptor. Gene Ontology annotation, cellular component: intracellular anatomical structure. The record is from RefSeq and is a predicted model, not a curated record. NCBI's taxonomy places the organism in Eukaryota, Fungi, Ascomycota, Sordariomycetes, Hypocreales, Cordycipitaceae. The coding region runs from base 1 to 849 and encodes 282 amino acids.
AUGUCAGGAGCCGCCGCAGUAUUCACCCCCGGUUCCACAGCCCUCGUCACUGGCGGAGCCUCUGGUGUCGGCCUCGCAGUCGCAAAGUUGUGUCACGCCAAGGGAAUGAAUGUGCUCCUCGUUGACCGCAAUGCCAAAGCUCUAGAACAAGCCAAGCUACAUAUCGCAGGCCAGGGUGUGGACGCCUCUGACCCGCGCGUCGUCACCUCGGUUGCUGAUGUGAGCCUGUCUGAGGAUUGGUCCGCGCUCAAGGACUUUGCGCUGGCCAAAUUCGGCCCUAUCGAGUUUCUGGCCCUCAACGCCGGCGUAGGUGGCAAGGGCACAUGGGGCGACGGCGACUACUUUCGCAAGAUUCUUGAAACGAAUCUCUUUGGCGUCAUUAAUGGAAUCAAUACUUUCUUGCCCGUGGUACAAGAAGCCUCCAAGACGAACCGAACCGCCAUUGUCAUCACUGGCAGUAAGCAGGGAAUCACAAACCCGCCUGGAAACGCCGCGUACAAUGCUUCCAAGUCUGCCGUCAAGACGCUCGCGGAGCAUCUGAGCUGGGAUCUUCGAGAAACCACCACCAGCGUCCAUCUCUUGGUUCCAGGCUGGACAUUUACAGGAAUGACCAAGGAGAAGCCGGCCGGCGCGUGGGCACCCGAGCAAGUGGCCGACUUUUUGUACAAGAAGAUGGAAAAGAGCGAAUUCUAUGUCAUCUGCCCUGACAAUGACGUAUCUGAAGAGACUGACAAGAAGCGGAUGCUCUGGAGUGUGGGUGAUAUUGUCCACGGGCGUCCGCCUCUAAGCAGAUGGCGUGACGAGUGGAAGCAAGAGGCCGAAAAGAAUAUGUCCGAGACCAAGAUUUAA